UGGGAAGAGAAGCUCCUUACACACAGGCCGGGAAAGACUAGCACACACUGCUGAACGGAAGCAGAGAAUUCACAGAGGAAAAGUGGCCAUGGACCUGAUUCCAAGCUUGUCCAUGGAAACCUGGCUUCUUCUGGCUACCAGCCUGGUUCUGUUCUAUCUCCCCUUCAUUUGUGCCAACACCAGCAUGACUUUACCAAGAAGAGGAAAGCGGGAAAGAAUCAGAAAAAUUCAUCCAGUCCACCCUCUGCCUUCUUAUGGAUCCAUAUAUGGGACCUCCACACAUGGACUUUUUAAGAAGCUGGGAAUUCCUGGGCCAAAACCUCUCCCUUUUGUGGGAACUGCUCUGGCCUACCGAAAUGGUUUUUGCGAUUUUGAUGAGCAAUGUUUUAGGAAGUAUGGAAGAAUGUGGGGGUUUUAUGAUGGGCAACAGCCUGUGUUGGCUAUCACGGAUCCAGACAUGAUCAAAACAGUACUAGUGAAAGAAUGUUAUUCUGUCUUCACAAACCGGCGGUCUUUUGGUCCUGUGGGAUUAAUGAAAAAUGCUAUCUCUAUGUCUGAGGAUGAACAAUGGAAGAGAAUACGAACAUUGCUGUCUCCAACUUUCACCAGCGGAAAACUCAAGGAGAUGUUCCCCAUCAUUGGCCAGUAUGGAGAUGUGUUGGUGAGGAACCUGAGGAAGGAGGCAGAGAAAGGCAAACCUAUCAACUUGAAAGACAUCUUUGGGGCCUACAGCAUGGACGUGAUUACCAGCACAUCAUUUGGAGUGAACAUUGAUUCUCUCAACAAUCCACAAGAUCCCUUUGUGGAAAAUGCCAAGAAGAUCUUAAAAUUUGAUUUCCCUGAUCCAUUUUUACUCUCCAUAGUACUCUUCCCAUUCCUUACUCCAGUUUAUGAAAUAUUAAAUAUCUGGCUAUUUCCCAAAAAAGUUACUGAUUUUUUCACAAAAUCUAUAAAAAGAAUGAAGGAAAGUCGCCUAAAAGAUAAGCAAAAGCACCGAGUGGAUUUACUCCAACUGAUGAUUAACUCCCAGAAUUCUAAGGAAGUGAAUACCCACAAAGCUCUUUCUGAUCUGGAGCUUGUGGCCCAGUCUAUUAUCUUUAUUUUUGCUGGCUACGAGACCACUAGUACUUCUCUUUCCCUCCUUAUGUAUGAAUUGGCCACUCAUCCUGAUGUUCAACAGAAACUGCAGAAGGAGAUUGAUGCGACUUUCCCCAAUAAGACACUGCCCACUUACGAUGCCCUUGUACAGAUGGAGUAUCUGGACAUGGUAUUGAGUGAAAGUCUCAGAUUAUACCCAAUCGCUGGGAGACUUGAGAGGGCCUGUAAGAAAGAUGUGGAAAUCAGUGGUGUCUUCAUUCCCAAAGGGAUGUUGGUGAUAGUGCCAACCUUUUCUCUUCACCGAGACCAGGAUCUCUGGCCAGAGCCUGAGGAGUUCCGUCCUGAAAGGUUCAGCAAGAAAAAUAAGGACAGCAUAAAUCCUUAUACAUACCUGCCUUUUGGAACUGGACCCCGAAACUGCCUUGGGAUGAGGUUUGCGAUCAUGAACAUGAAACUUGCCCUUGUCAGAGUCCUGCAGAACUUCUCCUUCAAACCUUGUAAAGAAACACAGAUCCCCCUGAAAUUAAGUUCUUACGGGUUAAUUCAACCAGAAAAACCUGUUGUUCUCAAGGUUGAGCCAAGAGAUGGGAGUGUGAGUGGAGCCUGACUUUCCUAAGGACUUCCCCUUUGUUCUUCAAGAAGCUGUAUCCCAGAUCACCAGAGACCUCAAUUUCCUUUGUGAGUAAAACCCAGAAAUGAAGAUGGCCUGCAUCUACUGCCCGUGACAGAUGACUAGGGCUUCCAUACAUUCACUUAGCUUUUUUGGUGUCUGUGUGGAGCAUUCUCUAUUGCAGAGAGCAAAGGAGGUGACCAAUAAAUACCAGAGAUGUAGACUCA
Molecule: messenger RNA, 1935 nt
Organism: Lutra lutra (Eurasian river otter)
Lineage: Eukaryota; Metazoa; Chordata; Mammalia; Carnivora; Mustelidae
Product: cytochrome P450 3A12-like
Exons: 14
Coding region: 89-1705 (538 amino acids)
Biological process (GO): steroid metabolic process; oxidative demethylation
Molecular function (GO): testosterone 6-beta-hydroxylase activity; iron ion binding; oxidoreductase activity, acting on paired donors, with incorporation or reduction of molecular oxygen, reduced flavin or flavoprotein as one donor, and incorporation of one atom of oxygen
Source: RefSeq, a predicted model, not a curated record